Messenger RNA from Chelmon rostratus (copperband butterflyfish), 3103 nucleotides. RefSeq names its product sosondowah ankyrin repeat domain family d (gene sowahd). The record is from RefSeq and is a predicted model, not a curated record. The transcript has 2 exons. Bases 346 to 1338 code for a protein of 330 amino acids. Gene Ontology annotation, molecular function: protein binding. Lineage: Eukaryota; Metazoa; Chordata; Actinopteri; Chaetodontiformes; Chaetodontidae.
UGAGAAUGAACUUUGUCUCGUUUCCUCUUGCGAAGGAAAGGAGGAAUCUCGACUUGAAUCUGUAGCUCAGUAUUUGAAAUAAGUCCUUUUAAAAUGGGAAUUCCUCUCCUAUGAAUGAUCGUUUAACAGGGACCUACGGGGACGCUUCAUGGUAAAUGAUCGGUACAGCAGGAGAGCAGCGUGCGCUUACCUGAGUCGGUAUGCGCUUUGGACACAGAACAGGGAACGAGUCCAGCGGAGCGAAGGAAAACGGUUCCCAGAACAUAAACUGACACUGGUAUCUCUGGGGUGUUGUCUAAAUAAAGGGAAGUAGCCUUGAACUCGACGUGCAGGGAGCCAAGCAGCAUGCAUGACAGCAGAUCGGAUGAUGCUGGAUGUGGCUCAACUGGAUGUGACCCAGCUGUCAGCAAUACCGACGCCCACGGCAGCAGGACGUCCAGACAGGGCAGCGUUGUGGAGCGACUCUCGAGAUAUGGCAUGCAGGUCAUGCCCAGCGCUUUGCAGCGUAGGUCGAGGCUGCAGAGGCAACUGGAGGUCAGUGACGGCUCCGCGACGGGAGGACUUCAGAGAGACACACCGGAGAGAGUGUCGCUCACACCUGCUAUGCGAAAGAAAUACUUGAAAGAGUUGCUUUUGAGCAACCCGUCACAUAGCGGGUUUAGCAGCGUGCUGUCCUCACAAACUUCCAGCGUGUCCUCCGAGGAGGACGCAGACUGGGCUCUGUACCCGAUGGAACACGCGUGGAUGGUUUCUGCGGUGGAGGGGAGCUAUGAAACCAUUCUGGACUUCAUCUCCGCGGACCCCCAUCUGCUAACUAGGAAGGAUUUCAUCAGCGGAUACUCAGUCCUGCACUGGUUGGCCAAGAGAGGAGAGGACGAGACUCUGCUCAAACUUCUGCGGCACGCAGAGCGCGCGGGGAUCCCCGUGAACGUGAACGUGAGGGGCAGCGGCGGGCUCACCCCGCUGCAUGUUGCCAGCAUGCACCGGCAGUACAUGGUCAUCAAGCUGCUGGUCGGAGCCUUCGGCGCCAACGUCGAUGCCAUGGACUACAACGGGAAGAGAGCCUGGCAGUAUCUGAAAGGAGACGCCCCACUGGAGAUGAAGGAGCUGCUGGGGACAUGGGAUGACGAGCACAGACACGGCUGCGCGCAAAACGCCAACAGAAACGGCAACAACAACAGCGCUGGCGCAGUGAACGUGACCGCGUCUGAUGAGGUCGAUGAAGGAGAGGCAGGUGAAGCGAACCCCUUCGACCGGACUAAGAGGGGUGGCAGCAGGAGGUUUAGGUCUUUCAGGAAGCUGCUACCCUCGUUUUCAUUUCUUGGAAACAAAAGCUGACUGUGACACAGCCUUUCAAAUAUGUGCAUCAGGUCAACAUUUUAGUGGUUCCCAACCUGAGAGGUCACCGCAAAAAUCUUACCAAGUUAGUUUUGCUUGCAGCUUGAGUCGUUGCAGUUCUAGCAGUGCAGCGAGUGUUUCUCCAUGUUUUUCCACCAUGAAACAGCUUUUUUAAAGUAUUAUCUUCUUCCUCUAGCUGCAACCCGCCUCACUCUGUCAAGACAGAAAUACUAAUUUCUAGGUCAUUCUUAAAAGCAAGUUGAUUUGAACAUACUGAAAUUCCCUCUGAUUUUUCUGCUUGUUUUAAGAAAAUGGGGUUGAUUGAAGUACAGGCAGAAAUAAUUAAAUUCAUCAAGUAGACAAAGCUACUGUUUAAAGGGUCUCAAAGAAAGGUUGGUAGCCACUGCACUAUUUCUCCAGGAUGAUCACUCCUAGAAAGUCAUCAUGUUGAAAAAAAGGACUGGCAGUAAAUUCAUUUACACAUUCAAUGAACCUAACUUUAAUAAAAACAGAGCUUUUUCCUAACAUUUCUUGCUGCUGACCUAGUUAUGCUUCUUUGCUGUGUCAACUCAAAUGCUGGUGAUUGCUGACGUGGCGAACUUUCUCUCCCAGUUAUUAGCAUUUGAAAUAAACGUUUGUCUUGCAGCCAGAUUAAGCUUCUUGAACGUGUGCUCUCUUUGGCACGUGCAACAAAGCCAGUACUCAAAAUCUUGCUAAACUAGAAAUAACCACAAUCUUCCAUGAAACAGUAGUGUUGAAGUGUUUGCCAUGUGGUCAAGAGACUGAAACCCCUUCAGAGUGUUUCUCUUUCUGCAGAGCUGUGUCAGCAUAAACCCUCCCCGUGUCAUGUUUGGUUUGCCCCAGAAAAACACUACGCCUGUUAGCGAAUAUUGCUCAGCUACACUUUGAGGGGGGUGGGGAGAAAAGCCGAACAGCAUCAUUUCAAGUUUGAUCACAGAUCUUUUAUUGUCAAACACGGUCAUAACCAGAGUAUCUGUACAAAACGUCUGCUGCUCUGGAUAACAUGGUUCCCUCCACAUGGUCAGGCCCAGCAGCUGGAGGUCCUGGCAGAUGUUGGGAUGGAGGGAUCCUGGGAUGCAUGGAUCCUCAUGUUUACAGGCCGAGCUUGGUCCUCCUCCAGUGUCUCCUCUUGGAGUUGUACCUGAAUGUAAACAUUAAAAUGUGUCAGGAUAGAACAUAUAGACUUUUCAUGAUGUCAAAUACUAGAAUUACUGCCUUACGGUUGUUUGCCUCCACCAAACAGUCAAGAUCCAGUUUACAUCCAUGUCUGUCCACACUCACAAUAUAUGCAGAGAAGUUGGAAUUUAAUGAAUUGUUCAAGUGUAUUUUUUGGUAAUUUGGAAGUUACCACUAUAUUGACAUGUGACAUGUUUCUCUCUCCAGAGAGAAACAUGCCGUCUUCACUUAAACACUAUUUUUACAGAAGGGUACAGACAACUCAGAGAGCUUCAUCACAAGGUGCAGCAACAAUCACCUGAAGCUAAAUAUCAGCAGAACCCAUGAGUUUGUUGUUGACUACAAAGAUUCAAAUAUGGGUGUUGCUGCAAAGAAGCUACAAAAUCUGAACACAGAUGCUUCACACACACUGGCAGCAUAGUAGAUCUGUACAAUCACCACAGUUUCAAAGUGGACACUCAAGAGUUGUGUCAACAAUUCAGUAUCUGACCAAAUGUAAAACACUGGUCACAAUCUCCUCUUCUGUUCCUCAGUUACGGUGUUGAAUAAUGGCCAGAAUAGCGUCUUU